Esox lucius (northern pike) is the source of this 3588-nucleotide messenger RNA. RefSeq names its product G2/M-phase specific E3 ubiquitin protein ligase (gene g2e3). The coding region runs from base 247 to 2376 and encodes 709 amino acids. Gene Ontology annotation, cellular component: nucleus. The record is from RefSeq and is a predicted model, not a curated record. Gene Ontology annotation, molecular function: ubiquitin-protein transferase activity. Lineage: Eukaryota; Metazoa; Chordata; Actinopteri; Esociformes; Esocidae. The transcript has 15 exons.
UUAACGGCAUUUUACAUGAUGUUUCCCCAAUUUUUUGUAUUUUCUAAAUCUUUGCUAAUUCUACCGGAAAUAUAUACUUUCUGACUCCACCCAUUUCCGAAUGUUUUGGUUCAGUUUGAAAAUAUACCCACCAAAGAAAGGCGCAGAGGGAAAUUUAAAAUCAUGGAGAAACGGGCGAAUUAGAUUCUGCUAAAAAUCUGAAAAAGCUAAUUCUUGCAGUAUCAAGUUUGAAUCUUACCAUUGACAAUGAGGAGGAAGAUUCGGAGAUCCGAGCAGGAAUACUCAAUAGACUGUUGUGCUCUUUGUAAACUCAGUGAGAAUUGUCCGGACAAAUAUGGCGAGAAGAUCACACUUAAGUCACAUGAACUUACCGUUCACUACUUUUGCUUGCUGAUGUCUAGUGGGGUGUAUCAGCGUGGAGAGGAAAAUGAAGGCAUCUAUGGCUUCUUGGUGGAUGAUAUUAAACAGGAAAUCCGAAGAUCCUCCAGACUAAAAUGUGUGGUCUGCAAGAAGAAUGGUGCCUCAGUUGGGUGCUACGUCAAAAGCUGCCAGAAGAAGGUCCACUUUCCUUGCGGCAAACAACACCAGUUUAUCUUUCAAUUCACAGACUUAUUUCCGUCCUACUGCAAGAAUCACAGCCCCACCCAGUCCUUACCGCCGUCCUCCUGUGUGACUGAGCCCCUCUCCUGCUCAGUAUGUCUGGACCCCAUAGAGCCUGUCCUGUCCUACUAUGUACUCAAGUGUCCUGCCUGCAAUGGCAGCUGGUUUCACAGAGACUGUGUACAGAACCAGGCUCACAGUGCUGCCAUGUUCUUCUUCAAAUGUACACUGUGCAACAACAAGGACAUGUUCCAGCACGAGAUGCUUCGGAUGGGAAUCUAUAUUCCAGAGAGAGAUGCAGCCUGGGAGCUGGAAGACAAUGCCUAUGGAGAGUUACUGCAGGUCUACCAGCACUGUGACGCCAACAAAUGUCUCGCCCACCGGGGUCGUGAAUACUCCUCACACACUGGACUAUUUCAGAUAUUACGCUGCAUGCUCUGCGGCUCAAGGGGUACCCAUCGAAAGUGUGCUUCCAUCAAAGUGUUUGAGACGAACUGGGCGUGUGAGGACUGUGCGGCGGCGGUAGACGGGACAGCUUCGCUACCCAGGCACAACACUUCUCCACCGGCUGGAGACAGGAGAAGAAACGUGUGUCCUAAAAGAAGUCUCAACAUGACUCCUCGCCAGUCACCCAUAGUCUGUAAAAGGCCCUCAUUGUCAGGACGCUCUUCUAGAGAGAUCCUACAGGAGCUUAAUGGUCAGCUGUCAAAGCACUCGCCAUCCAUGUCAGUGGUGGUGAAUGGAAACAAAGUCCUGGAGUCGGCCGUGGAACUAGUGAAGAAGAGUGACUUCAACCCGUCACACGCACUGACGGUGAGAUUCUCCAGCAGCAGACACACCCCCAACCACGCUACCGGCCCUGGCAACACCCGCCGUUUCCUCAGGCUCCUGGUGCAGCAGCUGCAGAACACCAUCUUUGACGGACCGGAUGGUGACAAAAACUUGAUCUUGGAUGCACGAGCUCUGAGGGAGGAUGUCUACUUUGAUGUGGGUUGUCUGCUGUCUUUAAGUCUGGUCCACGGGGGACCUCCUCUGGGAUUCUUCUCCAGGACUCUCUACCAGUGUCUGUUCAACUUCCCCAGGGAUAACCCACUCACUGUGGACGACAUUGGCAACACUGUGUUUAAAAACAAAGUCAAGAAGAUUCAGCAAUCCAAAUCCUUGGAGGAGUUGAGAGAGGCAAUGCAGUUUGCCUCAGAAUACCUAGAAGUGACAGGGUGCAUGAGACCAGUUGAAAAGCUUUCAGACAAAGACACACUGGUUGAAGAUAUUGUGAGCUUCCACGUAAUCACAAGAAUGCAUUUUCCCUUCCAAAGGUUCCGUGACGGUCUGAAAACCCUUGGUGUGCUUGACCAGGUCCUGAUGUUUCCAGGGGCCUUCGUUGAUUUGUUUUGUUCAUCUCCUGACAAGUUGACUGCUGAGAACCUGGCAGCCCUUUUCACUGUUCAGUUCUCAGACCAGGAAGAGACCGCAGCGAAGGAGAGUGCCGUGGUUACCUUCUGGAGACAUUAUCUACUGGAGUGUGAAGUUGGCAAGUGUGCAACAUCGCUAGAGGACGUGCUCAUCUUUGCCACCUCCGCAGAUGUGGUGCCAGCUGUGGGCUUCAGUCCCAGUCCUACCAUAUCCUUCCUUCAUCCACUGGACCCUUCCAGUGCCUUCCCUGAGAGACAGCCCAGCUCUAACCACCUGCUUCUGCCUGUGGUGUCGUCCUACCAGGUUUUCAAGAAGCACAUGGAGUAUGCAGUGUGUCAGCUCACAGUCCUGCAGAGUAUUUAACCACAGACACAAAGACAGUGUUAAUCAACAUAAGCACGUUUUCAGGGACACGUUUAAUUUGGAUUCCUGGCUUUAGAAAGAAAUCUACUCCCCUUAGGUCUUUCAGGUCUGGGUAGGAUAUUUCCUUCAUGGCUUUUGUAUUACAAGCUUCAGCUGCUGAAGUUCAGGAAUAUGUUUUACACUAAUUGUUAAAAAGGUCAUGCUUUUAGCUUGGUUUGGUUAGCAAACCUUUAAAUGAAUGGCUUCCUCCAACCAAGGUUGUUACUUAGGAAGUGUAAAGCGUAGCAGGAGAAUACAAUACACUUGGAAUUGGCAUUACCAUCUAAACCACAAUUUGGUCAAAUGUGUAUCUUAAUGUCCAGUUGCAGAUUAUUUUUAUCUAGAAAAUCCUGUGUUAUGUGGCAUAGACAGGUCCUGUGGUCUAAGCUGCUGCCUCUGUACUGCUGCAGCAUGGGUUUGAAUCUAGGUCACUGCUUUUUUAGUAAAAACUAUUUCCUCCAUCUUUUCCCCCUGUCUCUAUCAAACAAUAAAAAUGCACAGUAUAUUUAAAAUAAAUGCUCUGUCAUUAAAAGAGAAAUGUCAAUAACAUGUCAUAAUAACACUCAUCUGUCUCCAAAGAGGCGUUUUAAAGACACAAAAUGGUCAUUGUUAGAAUGUAUCUCUUUUAACAAUGGAGCAUUUACUUUGCUUGUUAGAAAUAUCCUGCUAUUAGGUACUAAACAUUUUUUAAAUGGUAAUUUCUUUACUUUAAUGGUAAUAUAUUGGGUGUGCAAAUGUUUUGUUGCUUCAUUUCAGAUUCUGGUUGUUUUAUUUUACGUUGUACAUACUGAAGGUGUCUGUAUGUACUUUAUGGGCUUUUACAAAUUAUCGGGUUUGUUAUUUCUCUAGCUUUUUAUGUAGUGUCACUGUUAUCUUGCCUUGUCUUUUAUGUGUUUUUAUGUGCUUAUUUUAUUGUUUUAGUAUCUUCAUUCUCAAGCAUUUUUAAUAAGAAAAAUUAAAUGUUUGCAUAUACUGUCUUAAAUGUGUUUUUCCCACACAGUAUUGCGAAUACAUUAGAUAUUGACUGUGUAUAUCUGUGUACUCUGCUGACCCUAGUGAGGUUCUGGUGAACUGUUUUAUUAUUUGAGUAAUUUAGCAGAUGCUUUUAUCCAGAGUGACUUCAUAGUAGUGAAUGCAGAAAUUCCUUUUAUAUUGGCUACCCAUGGGAACUGA